AUGGCGACCGCACCAGCGCCACCGUCGGCACCAGUGACGGCAGAAGCACAGACGAGCGGCGGCACGAUUGCGACAGCCCCGUCGGACAAUGUGCAAAAGUACAUUCAGAACGACCCGAAGCGGACCGGAUUCGACCCGGCCACGGCGUGGUGGAUGACGUAUUUUCGGAUCCUGACGGGCCAGGUGUCCUCGGAGGGCGUGCACCACUACCGCGAGUGGCGGUACCGGCAGAACGAGGAGCGGGACUGCCGGCGUUGCGAGGAGGCGCGAGACUACCUCCUGCGCUACAGUCCGAUUAUCCGCUUUCUAUCGGAACGGACGACGCAACUGGGCGGCCACCAGAUGGAUGCGAGCAACAUUGUGUGUGCGCGGUGUCCGGCGCGCGUGGCGGAGGUGGAGGUGGACGUCGAGACGGAGACGGAGACACCGGGACAGGAGACAACAGCGAAGACGGCACAGAAGCAGAAGCAGCUGCGUGUCGUGCGCCAAGGCGGCGGUUUUCACCCGGCAUUUGGCAUCCUGCUAUGUGCCAAUGAGAUGCGUGACCGUAAGCACCUCGAGGACAACUUGGCACACGAGAUGGUCCACGCCUACGACCACUUGCGGUGGAAUGUCGACUGGGACAAUUUGCGGCAUGCCGCCUGUUCGGAGAUCCGAGCAUCGAUGCUGAGCGGCGAGUGCCGCUACUCGCGCGAGGCCUUUACGCGCGGCAACUGGUCGCUGACGGAACAGUUUCAGCGCUGCGUACGGUCGCGAGCCAUCCAGUCGCUGACGGCACGGCCACGAUGUCGCGACGAUGUGCACGCCACCAAGGUGGUCAACGAGGUGUGGGACUCGUGCUUCAGCGAUACACGGCCGUUUGACGACAUCUACAAGUAG
This is a messenger RNA of Grosmannia clavigera kw1407, 879 nucleotides long. RefSeq names its product mitochondrial inner membrane protease. The record is from RefSeq and is a predicted model, not a curated record. Gene Ontology annotation, cellular component: extrinsic component of mitochondrial inner membrane. The transcript is spliced from 2 exons. Gene Ontology annotation, molecular function: metalloendopeptidase activity. Bases 1 to 879 code for a protein of 292 amino acids. Gene Ontology annotation, biological process: mitochondrial proton-transporting ATP synthase complex assembly; mitochondrial protein processing. Lineage: Eukaryota; Fungi; Ascomycota; Sordariomycetes; Ophiostomatales; Ophiostomataceae.